Messenger RNA from Gossypium raimondii (Peruvian cotton), 2276 nucleotides. RefSeq lists its product as uncharacterized. The record is from RefSeq and is a predicted model, not a curated record. The coding region runs from base 700 to 2025 and encodes 441 amino acids. The transcript is spliced from 15 exons. Lineage: Eukaryota; Viridiplantae; Streptophyta; Magnoliopsida; Malvales; Malvaceae.
AUAACAAUUAUGCAUAAUAAGACUAUAAUAUUUGCAGUUGAUUUUGACUUAGGAGCAGCCUUUUUAAAACCAGUUACCUAAAAUCCAGGGUCCAAUAUGUUGAGAUAUAGCCCCCGUCGAUACCCUUUAACCAACGUUAUUCUACAGUAGAACAAUCCCCAACAUAGGCUGCAAUCUUCCUUAGAAGCAUUUUGCCGAACAUCUCAUGAACAUUGUCUAGAAAAAAACACAACUAAGCGGGCAGGAAGGUGGAUGAUCUAAAAUUCCACCUUACUCAACGACAAGAUUACAAUCACGAGAGAAAAAAAAUCACAUUACAAUUCGAGAAGAAGAUCAAAAGAGCUUACGAUCUCAGAUUCACAACCGAGAUGAAAGUGAUAGAAAGAUGGAGACUUGACUUUGGUGAUAAAGUGGGCAAUUAGGUUACAAAUAAAAAAUGGCUUUCUGGGUUUAUUGGUUUAGAGCUUCAUCAAGGCAGUAACUAUCUUUCCAGCUAACAGAAAAGUUUGGGAGUCCUAUUUCAUUCAGAAGUUGAAUGUUUUUUUUUCCCUAAAAAGCAUGGACAAGAGGAGAAAGCAACUUGAAGUUUUCCAGAAGUGCAUAAGUAAAAGUUUAGAGUUUAUGCAGUAGUUAACGUUUACUUUGCAGCAAUUGUAAAAGUUUGGGGUUUUACUUGAUCUCUUUCAGUCAAAGAAAAUAAUGGACAAGAGGAGAAAUAGUAAAGGCGGUCAACGAUCAAAAAGAGGCAUUCUACUUGAUGAUGAUGAUGAUGCUAGAGGUGAUUUGCACAAUUUCCAGGGUCCACGCAAGACUCUUCAUGAUUACUUCAUAGAUUUGUCAGGAAAAAGGGCAUCGGUGAGAGAGGAAGCACUUUCAACAAUUCUCAAGGCGUUAACUCUCAACAUAGAGCAAAAUUUUGUAGAACUGAACUUUGUAACACUAGUGUAUCAAUGCUUGCAUUCCAUUAAAAAGGGUUCGCCUACAGAGAUGAAGCAAGCAGCACAUAUUAUUGGAUUGCUGUCAAUGAUUACUACUUCAGUUGAGAAGGUGCACGAAGCAUAUGAAGAUGUGCUGACUGCACUUUCCCAGGGAGGACUAAAACCCAAGCUUAAAACCUUAGAGAUUCUUGGUUGCUUGACUGUUGUUACAUUUUUCGGUGCAAGCAACUCGGACGAGACUGAAUCAGUAAUGAAGUUACUUUGGGACUUAAUUAAUCCUGGAACUGACUCUAGUAUUGAAAGGAAAGAUUCACCAGCCGUUUUAACUGCCAUGAUAUCCGCUUGGUCCUUUCUUCUUUCUACCAUUGAUGGGUGGAGGCUAAGUCACAAAAAUUGGCAAGGGGCAAUUACAUACUUCUCCAACAUAUUAGACAGUAACGAUGAAGCACUAUGUGCAGCAGCAUGUGAGGCUCUUGCUUUAGUAUUUGAAUCCAACUGUCUGGAGAAAUUCUCAAGUAAAACCAAGGAUUCAAACAAAGAACUUAAGGACAACAUUAUAAAGCAACUCAGAAGCCGGUUGUCAGAAACAGGCAAUGAAAGAAUUUCUAGUCAAGAUCCAAGAACAGGGUUCAAUUCUGCCUCGGCUGCUUUAGAUUUCCUAGAGGAUGAGAAAUGUGCAAAUACUCAUGUGACAAUAGGUGGGCAGAAACUCAUUUUAUCAACAUGGUCUCAAAAAGUACAGCUAAAGUUUCUGAAGCAUUUUCUAGGAAAUGAUGGAUUCGUGAAGCAUAUGAUGGAAAAUGAAAACUUCCAUAGUGUUUUCGACUUCCUUCCGGAAAGAAGGAAUGCUUGGGGCAAUGUACUAUAUGUGCCCGAAAGAGAAGAGGUUACUAUUUCGCUUUUCCAACCUAUGGUUGCUAGACACAAUGAUUGCUCUCUGCUACCAUUGCUAACCAGAGACAAGCAGUUAGCAAAGAAAAAGACCAUGUCUCCCAAUUCCCACUUGAGCAAGGCAAGGACUCAAUUACUUAAAAAACAGCGAGACUUAUCAUUAAAGGAGAGAGAGAUUGAUUGCUUUGAUUACUGAUGAGCUGAGGUUAUGUUGAUGCAAUUUAUUCUUGCAGGCUGCAGCAUUUUUUAAAUUAUAGCUUUGAUUAGAGGAUCAUCAUCGCAAUACUUGUUUAAGAGGCAUUCACAAGUUUUUUUUCCUUUAUUUUUUUAUUUAUUCUUUCAUUCUUGAUAUGAAUGGCAGUAAGAUUUUUGUAUUUGUUUGCAUAUCUGCCAUAAUAAAGUUUGAUUUUUUACUUUUUUAUAUAUAUAUUUUUCAUAUUUGUUCUA